AUGAUCGCCGCUGUCUUCGUUACUUGCACAUGUCGACCAUGUCUCUCGGCUAACAUAUUUACGAAAGACGAAGGAGCCCUCGAGGCAGUAGCCAAUGGCGGCUCGAUUGACUUAGAGAAAUGGACUGUCAUCGUGACACCGCUACUAGAGCGGCUGGAAUUCAUCGUUUACAAUGUAUUCCCCAUGCCCAAGCUGCCGCCGGGCACCCUUAACUCACAGCCCUUCGCCCGAUCACCGAUCCAAGCUACCGAGGCAAACGACAUUCCGCCAGAGAGCAGCAAUAAGGAGAAUGCAGCUCCGGGACCCCAUGCUGAGGAGCCGCUCGCUUCAUCUCCGUCGACUGAGCGCAUACCAGAUUCGCAGCCUCAGUCCUCCGCGCAACAGGCAAACGACACCUUACCGGCUGCACUUGCACUCCUCUUGCGCUCUAUCCGCUCUUCGAUCCAAGUCUUCUUCGUAGAAAAGCCGCCGCACACGAUCCAGAGACUCGCGGAGCUCAUCCUUCGGCCAACCGCUCAUUACAAAACACUGCCGGCUUAUCUUCGCGCCGUCGACAGGGUCGUUUCUGUAACCAGCGCUGCUGAUAUCUUCCCAUUCAACACCCCUGCGAAUACGGACCAGUCAAAUGGACUUCUUCAUCCCGCAAAUAGUGCCGGGGCUUAUCUUACCACCGAUUACACCACUGGCUUGGGCAGCGAUGAGUCGCUGGGUGGAGCUCUCCUGACUCCAAUUCCGUGGUUGACUAAUGCGUCAUUUGAGAGCGGGAAUCCUGGUAUCUCGCAAGAGGCAGAGAAUGGACAACCCCAGCUCCAAGAAGCUGAUAUCGCUACAACGGCUGUUCCUCCUACGGCCAUCGUCGAGGGAGAAGAAUCAGCAACGCCUGGUUCCCCCCACGCUGAGUCGGAUGAGGUUCCCCAUGCUCGUGGCCCAUCAGUCGUUGGCGUGGAGGAUAUGGGCCUGCAAGAUGGAAAGGGUGUCGAAAUGAACCUAGAGGCCCAGCAGGCGGUGUCUGGCAAUGCCACCACUGAGGAAGCCAAGGCAGAUGCUGGACCUGCCACAGCUGACAAGGAUGGCGAUAUUGUUCUUGACGAUACGACCCCCAAAGAGGAAUCCACGACAGAAGAUACAACCCAGAAGGAGACUCUGAACCCAGGUGUCGAUACCACGCAGCCUGCUGGGACCGAGAAGGAGUGA
Messenger RNA from Penicillium verhagenii, 1194 nucleotides. RefSeq lists its product as uncharacterized. Gene Ontology annotation, molecular function: protein phosphatase regulator activity. Gene Ontology annotation, cellular component: nucleus; protein phosphatase 4 complex; cytoplasm. The record is from RefSeq and is a predicted model, not a curated record. NCBI's taxonomy places the organism in Eukaryota, Fungi, Ascomycota, Eurotiomycetes, Eurotiales, Aspergillaceae. Gene Ontology annotation, biological process: protein dephosphorylation. Bases 1 to 1194 code for a protein of 397 amino acids. The transcript is spliced from 5 exons.